GGGGAAAAAAAUAGGCCCUUCUGUCAGAAUAUUAAUUCCGUAAAUAAAUUCAAAAUUGAAGUAAAGCAAAACCUAUUUUUUGGUCGUAUAUUUCGCCAAAUUUCGGCUCUUUAAAUUAGUAACCCCCAAAUUUGCAAUUUUUUUAAUCAGAUCCAAAUUCGCAGCAGCUAAGACAGCAAGAUGACAAUGCGACUGAAUUUAGAUGCCAUACUGAGGAAUCAAAUGCAUGCGGAACCGAGGGGCUAUAACAUGAAUGAUAUAUACACGAAGGGGAGUCACGGACUGCGAAUGGGUCAGGAUAAUACCGUCGAUCGCUACUUCCCCGACAAAGCGGAUGUCAAGUCUCGUGUGGACUCAAUGAUGGCCAACAUACACAGGCAUAUGAAAACUACCACUCCGCCACGCAAGGCCGUGCCCUCUAUUCCUGCUGCUAUAGCGGAGAUACCCCCGCCUCCUAGUGUAACCAAGCUAGCGACAUCCACAUCCAAGAAAAUUCGUCGUAUCCGAGGCGGCGGUAUUAGCCCGAUGCCGGCAGCGAAAACGAAGCUGCCCUUGUCGCAGGUGAAGGCUCGACUGAAUCGACAGACGCAGCAGGUGAUGAGGCGUGGCUAUACGGAACUUGGUCCGAAAAGCUUUACCAAUCAGCGCCGCAUUCGUGAGGUGUUGCUGCAAAAAACUGUGCUAGAGAAUAUGUUGUUACAGCACAAGAGAUUGCAGCGCGACAGGCAAACAAUUGCGCUGGAUAUACAGCGAAUGCGACAGGAUCUCGAUCGGAUUAAAAACAAGCUGGAUACAUCGUUGCAAGCGCUAAACUCGACACGAACUCUGUAUACGGGAAUCAGUAAAAACAAAAAGAAUAUGCCGGAUGUUAAUUUUGACGGUCCCGGCUCAACUCGAUCAGGCGUAACCAAAAACAGAUCCGUUGCAGCUAAACUAAAUAAUAUAACCACGAAGCGUCAGCAUGCGGCUACAGUGAAGCGGCGCAGUCGCGUUUAGAUCUCUAAAUAUUCAUUUUCACUGCCAAGGUACACAACAGCCAAUCGGUUUCCAGUGACAAUCAGUUCGGAAUCAAAACUAAGGUCUAGCAAUAUAAACGUAAUUAAUAUUCGAAGCAACACGCAACUUGAAGUUAGCGGGCAAAAUGAUGGCAGCCCUCGUAACUAAAUUGCGUGCACGACGAUAUAGUCUUAUCGAUAUUUGUGCGUUGCAGCCAUCGACUAAUGGUUUUUUAUUUCUAAACGAUGGCUUGUUUCACCUGAAAUUUAAAUCAGCGCGAAAUUAGCAGCCCUCGUCGCCACAAUAUGAGUAUUAGUCUAUCGAUAUAUUGUGUUGCAACUAUCGAUGCUCGGUUUUGACAUCACUAAAUCAUGGCGUCUGUCUCGCCUACAACAGCCAAAAAUUUUGUUUUUUCAUUUAUUUGGGUAGAUUUACAUUUUGUUUUGCAUAAAAAAAGAGAGGCCU
Messenger RNA from Drosophila navojoa, 1461 nucleotides. RefSeq lists its product as uncharacterized. Lineage: Eukaryota; Metazoa; Arthropoda; Insecta; Diptera; Drosophilidae. The record is from RefSeq and is a predicted model, not a curated record.